Messenger RNA from Oncorhynchus mykiss (rainbow trout), 1923 nucleotides. RefSeq names its product RNA-binding protein 4B (gene rbm4b). Gene Ontology annotation, cellular component: nucleus. Gene Ontology annotation, molecular function: mRNA binding. Lineage: Eukaryota; Metazoa; Chordata; Actinopteri; Salmoniformes; Salmonidae. The record is from RefSeq and is a predicted model, not a curated record.
GCCUACCGCCCAACACUGCUUGUCUAACCAAUCAGCUUUGACGAAGCAUCUCAGUAGGCGGGAUUUAUCCGCUUCUUAGAACGCUGGUGUAGCCAUUUUUCUUGUGUGACUGUAAGGCAGAUAGCUGAUUGAGGCUUUCUAUAACACUGCUUCAAGGAUGGUCAAGAUCUUCAUUGGGAAUGUCCCUCGGGAGGCAGACAAGGAUGAAAUCCAGGCACUCUUCUCACAGUACGGUGCCGUCACAGAAUGUGCCAUCGUCAAGAAUUUUGCUUUCGUCCACAUGGAUGACCGUAAGUCUGCCACCAAAGCCAUCCGCAGCCUGCACCUCUACAAGUUGCAUGGCACGGCGAUAAACGUUGAGGCUAGUCGCGGGAAGAAUCAGGGAGCCGUCAAACUCCACGUGACAAACGUGGAGAAAGGCAACGAUGAUGAGCUCCGCACUUUGUUCGAGGAGUACGGCACAGUCUCUGAAUGUGCUAUUGUCAAAAACUUUGCGUUUGUGCACAUGGACAACUCCGACGAGGCUUUGGAUGCCAUCAAGGGAUUAGACAACAUUGAAUUCCAGGGGAAACGUAUCCAUGUUCAGAUAUCAAAGAGCCGUCCCAGGUAUGAGGAGGAAGAAGACUACCCCCCACCUCAAAGGGGGGGAUACUGGCCCCCUCGUGGCUACCCCGGGGAGAGGCAUGAUCCUCCACCCCCUAGCUAUCUAAGAGGUCGUCACCCACCCCCUCAUCACGGGUACCCUGCCCCCCCUCCACCACCCCCUCCCCCUAGACGAGCCCCUUACCCAGAGCGUGCUUAUGAGCGCGAGAGGGAGAGCUAUGCCGUGGUGGAUUACUAUGAGAAAUACAGGGCUCGCCCUGCCGCUUAUGGCAUAAUGUCCUAUGAUGAGAGGCGUGUAGGCUCCUUACCCCCUCCUCCCCCACCCCCCUCUUCCAUGGUCAGGGAGCGUUUCAUGGCCUCUGGCCUCGAUCCAUAUGAGCGUCGCCCCCUCCCUCCUCCCCCGUCUGCGUACUACACCAGGGACCGCAGUCCCAUUCGGAGGGCCCCUCCUCCCCCCAUGCCCCCCGCCGGUAACGGUUACUCCUAUGAGCGUUCCCGACUCUCUCCCGUCUCUCGGCCCGCGAUGUACAACCUACCACGUACCAGAGACCCCUACGCCGACAGGUUGCCGCCGCCGCCACCGGCCCGCUAUUACUAAGCAGCGUACACCGGCGUUUGACUCAAGGUUUAAAUAUUUCAAGAUCUGCGUCCUCGUCACCGCCGUCGUCUCCUGAUGCACGCAGCGAUUUACCCCCGUCUGGUUGAGCGCGUUUCGUUCUCCUGCAACACUCUCAGGAGGAAUUGUAAUGCAUGACCCCUCGUCCAUCUAAAACACUUUUAUUACACUCGUAUUGUUUUGGCCUUUUUUGUUUUGUAUUUUAGUAUUGUGCUUUAGCUACAUUUAUAGUCUCUGGCUCCCAGAAGCCUUUUAGUCAGUCGUUUUUUUAAUUUUACGUCCUUGAUAUACUGUAACGUGUCAUGAUACAAACUUUUGCUGUUAUAUCAAAUUUCUGAAAUUUGAUGAAUGGAAGCUGCAGCACGUUAUUAUGAAAAGGAUGUUAUUAAUAUCAAAUAAUCGUGACUGUAUAUCGACUUGAAUACGAACCAUCAUGUGUUUCCUUUGAAAUUAAACCACCACGUUUGUUCAAUCUACGUCUGAAAUUAUGACAAGUUAUGGAUUAUGAAAAGGUUGCGCUCUGCGACAAUGUACAACGGCGUAAUAAAACCACUACGACGGACUACAACAAUGGACUAGUUGGUUAAUUUAAUUGGACAAAUAUUUGCUGAUUGUAGCUAGUUUUACCAAGGUGGGUAACGUGCUUGUUUGUCAUCACAGAGGACAUGAUUUUAGUAAAUAAAAUAAACUGAAUUGUAUAGUCA